Molecule: messenger RNA, 5768 nt
Organism: Nomascus leucogenys (northern white-cheeked gibbon)
Lineage: Eukaryota; Metazoa; Chordata; Mammalia; Primates; Hylobatidae
Source: RefSeq, a predicted model, not a curated record
CCCUGGCCUUCGCGGGUACCCGCAGAACCCGUCCUCCUCGUCCACCCCGGAGAGGUCAGAGUCCUCGCCCUGCACUCCCGGGACGCCGCAUCUGCGCCGUCGGAGAUCCAGCACCCCUGGAGUCCACCGGCAGCUCGGUUCUUCCAGGUGAUGGUGUGCAGCCACCGCCGCCCCUGGCGUGCAGGUGUGGGCUCUCCACAUUGGGCCGGGGAGGGGACUUCGGGCAACGCGCUGGAAGCCUCGGCAGUCGUGGAAACCAAGCCCCACACUCCCGGGAAGCCUCCAAAUUCCGCGCCCUCCGUUACUAGGGGCCUCCGAAAACCGUUUCCAGACUGGAUUUGCUCUGAGAGGGGCACUGGGCGAUCUGCAGGUCUGGAUGAAGGAGCCCUGGGCUUUAAACUGAGCAGGCAGAAAUGGACCCCUGCUAGGGGCUCUGUGGCUUACGCGGGGGUCCCGGGAGUGUUGUGCCCCGGGAUGCCUCCGGCCCUGCCCAGCAGGCCUCUGGUCCCGCCAGGCUGCUUCCAGCCCUGGGCAGAAUGAGUUACUUCCUGUCUUACUGCAAAGCUCAUGGCGGCGCGCUGCUCACCGGCUACCAGGCCCUGCGUGCCGAGGGCUUCCUGUGCGACGUGACACUGGAGACCGAGGGCAGCGAAUUCCCGGCGCACAGGUCGCUCCUGGCGUGCUCCAGUGACUACUUCAGGGCCCUGUUCAAGAGCCACACCCAGGAAUCCCGGGCGCGCGUGAUCCACCUGCACGUGCCAUCGGCAGCCGGCCUGCAGCGCCUGCUGGACUUCAUCUACACUGCCUGGCUGUCGCUUUCCAUGGACACUGUAGAGGACACUCUGGAGGCCGCCAGCUACCUGCAGGUCACCGAGGCCCUGGGGCUCUGUGGGCGCUACUUGGAGCGCCAGCUGGCUCCAGAGAACUGCUGCUUCGCCGCCAACGUGGCGGCGCGCUUUGGCCUGGCUCACACGCUGGACGCGGCCGAGCGCUGCAUCGUGAGCCACUUGCGGGAGCUGCUGGCGCGGGGCGCGGGCCCCGCGGGACUGCUGGAGCUCAACCCUACAUCGCUGAGGGCUGUACUGGGUGCCCCCGACGUGGCGCGGGUGCCCGAGGCCCGGCUGCUGGGCCUGGCCUUAGCUUGGUUGCGGCAGGAGCCCACAACUGAGCGCCUGGCACACUGUACAGAGUUGCUGGAGCGUGUCCGCUUCGGCCUGGUUCCCGCCGACGUACUGCGGCGCGUGUACUCGGGCUCUGGCCUCGUGCUGCCCGCCCGGGUCAAGGGCCUCAUCAUCCAGGCCCUCAACUACCACACGACGCCCUCCCGCCAGCCGCUCAUGCAGGGCGAGCAGACCAGCAUCCGGAGCCCCCAGACCCGCAUCUUGUUGGUGGGGGGGCGCAGGGCACGGGAGGUGGUGAUUGAGGAGGUUGCGGCCCCGCAGAGGGCAGCUAGGGGCCGGGUCGCCGCCCCAGAGCCCGAAGAGGAAGAGGAAGAGUUGGAGGAAGAGGAGGAGGAGGAGGAGGAGUGGGAGCUCACCCAGAACGUGGUGGCCUUCGAUGUGUACAAUCACCGCUGGCGCAGCCUUACGCAGCUACCCACACCACUGCUGGGGCACAGCGUGUGCACCGCGGGCAACUUCCUGUUUGUCCUGGGUGGGGAGAGCCCUUCCGGCAGUGCAUCCUCUCCCCUGUCCGACGGCUCGCGGGUGGUCACGGCCCAAGUGCACCGUUACGACCCGCGCUUCCACGCUUGGACGGAAGUGCCCGCCAUGCGGGAAGCGCGGGCCCACUUCUGGUGCGGCGCGGUGGGCGAGAGGCUCCUGGCCGUUGGGGGCCUGGGCGCGGGCGGUGAGGCGCUGGCCUCGGUGGAGAUGUACGACCUGCGUCGGGACCGCUGGACGGCGGCUGGGGCACUACCGCGGGCUCUGCACGGUCACGCGGGGGCCGUCGGGGACUGCGGUGUUGUGUACAUCUCGGGGGGCAAGGCAGGGAGAGGCGAGGGCGGAGCGAGCAGCCUCCGGGACUUAUACGUCCUGGGCCCUGAGGAGCAGGCUUGGAGCAAGAAGGCACCCAUGGGCACCGCACGUUUCGGGCACCACAUGGCAGUGCUGCGCGGCGCUGUGUUUGCUUUUCUGGGGCGAUACGAGCCCUUCUCUGAGAUCGAACGCUACGACCCCGGCGCCGACCAGUGGACUCGGUUGCGGCCGCUACCCUACGACCGCUUCUGCUAUGGGCUGGCCGUGGUCGAGGAGACAGCAUUGCUGCUGGGCGGCCUUAAGUGGCGGGACUCGCGCCAGGUGCCUACCCGCAACGUGGUGGGCUACGACCUCGACCUGGACCGUUGGGAGGACAUAGGCUGCGCGUUGCCCUGGGCCUGGAGCGGCCUGCAGUGCGCAGUACUGCAGCUGGCCGAGGGUGGGGACGACGAGAUGGAGGGAGAGGCUGGAGGGGCGCUAGAUUUGGUGCCGGGCUGAAUGGGUCAGUCCAGUUUCCUGCCGCAAUGGAGGAGAAAGUCGCGCUUGGCUAGUCUUACAGAGCAACAGAUGGGCUUUUUCUAAGAAAGGGAUUCUGGGAGCAUAGUGGCUUCUGAAGGUUAACAGGCAAACAAGGCCUUGAGCAAAGAGAAACAUUUCUCCUUGAGCUGAGAAUGGGAGACGGGCGGUGGGGGGGGGGCUCAAAUAGAAGGCUACAUGAAUCAACUUCAGUGAGCUGGUGAAAGAAAAUUUUUAGAAAGGCUCACGCAAGGCUAGAGAAGGACUUUCACAAAUAAAAUAUGACCUUAUUUUCCCUCUUACAGUUAAAGUGUUUCCCUAGGUGCAAAACAGUGAUUACUUAUGUGCCAAAAAAAAGGCCAAAAAAUGUACCACAGGAAGUUUAUACAAAACUCAGAAAAUUGUGGGCUAUAAAGGCUGUAAUUAAGUCCUAGGAGAUGGCAUUAUCUGAAUAAAUAGUGAAAGGAGAGUGCCUUGGCUAAAUACCAUGAAAUCAUUGUAAGGGGGAACUAUGAUUUUAUGAUUCGGAGCCAUGGUUACAGUUCUGCUCUGAUGGUUUGAUAUAAAUAUGGAACUGAGAAGUAAAAAAAAAAACUCUAAGCACUUUUUUUUUAAAUCUAGAAAGUAUCCUUAAAUUUUUCUGUCACCGGUGUCACCCUAGGCUGCUUUUGCCCUGACUUUAGACAGCUCACUGGUUUUAAGUCACAUUUCAUCAACCCUUAGCCAUAAUAAUCAGGGUCCUCUGGUUAAGUGGAAUAUCUAACCAAAACAAAACAAAAACUGAUUUCUUUCAUACUCUUUUAAGUGUUCAUUCUGCAGACAUACUGUAGAUUAUAUUUGUAAAAAAAAAAUCAAUUUUUGGUGGUUACCCCCACUUCCCCCAAAAGAAUCACAGAGAAAGGAAAGAGGAAUAGGUAAAGUUUUAAAGUUCGUGUCAGGUAAAUGGGAAACGAGCUUGAUUUUUCAGGGUCUUAGAUAAGAUACUUGUAUAUACUGAACAGGUGCUGCUUUUGGCUUGUAUCACCAAUGAGGCAGCAAAGUUAGAACUCAAAACUAGGAUGGGGGGUGGUGGCUGUAUAAUUAGGUCACAAAGAAAUGUGGUAAGGACUUUGCAUGAAUAAAGUAGGUGCUUUAUAAGGAUUCAUUAAGAGCUGAAUUUAUUUGACUUCAGUUUACAGUGCUGCCUCUCUCCUAGAUUUGAAACGAAUGCAAUAAAAUGUACAGAUAUUAUAUAGUGUUAAAAGGUCUCUUUCAUGCUAGGCUAGCCAAGAGUCUUGUCAAAUUCAUUAGUUUAAUUUUUACCAUUUAAAACAACAGAGCUGACUUUACAAAAGUAAAAGCUGCUUAGUAGCAACAGAGCUAGUCUUCCCAUCAACUGCUUGCUGUUUACAGGCCACAAUCUGGCCACUGUAAACAUGACACAUCCAUCAGGUACAUAUAUUUUUAAGCGAACAUACACAUUUGGUCUAGUAAACAUCAAUAAGUCUAAACACCUGUAACAAGCACACUUCAUUUUAGGACAAGAGGUUUUUUGUUUUGUUUUUUGUUUUUUUUACAUAUACAAAAUCCCACAAAUUUAAUGUGCGUCAAUAUCCAUGCAGUAAAUAAAUGUUUUUACAAAUAGAGUUCUUUUUAAAUGAUAAAAAUAUUACACUGGACCCAAAAUUCCAUACAAACAUUAAUACAUGAUUUCUCAUCCAUUUUGACUAAAUAUAGGAUUACUGAAAAUGUGCUGUAGAAAGGCCACUCUCCUGUACAGUUGUGCAAAGUCUGCAAAACGAUAGUGAUUCAAUGGUGGUUUCAAAAGCAAAGAAAAAGAUCCCCGCUGUGGAGUUUUUACUUUCUGCUCUACAGCAAAAAUAUUCACUGGCAUAUAUCUGAACUCUUAAAGAUGAAAGUACAUUCACUGAGCUGUACAGGCAACAGUAUAAAGCUGAUUAGAAGUAGAUUUUAGGAUACAGAAUAGUAAAGGAGGUUCCCUUUCUCCUCCUGAAAAAAAAAACAGCAAAUUGUGACUUGUACGUUAUGCAGCCAGACACUAAAAAGCAGCACAGUCAUUUUCAUGCUGUGAUCACUUUCAAAAACAAGACGCUUAUAAAUGGAAAUAUAUGAAGAGGACUUUUCCUUAGACUUCAUCCACUCUAUAGAACAAUUCAUGAGGAAAAAAACCUCUAAAUUGUUUCUCUCAUAAUUCAAUGUGACAUCUCUCUGAAUGACCAUCACCUGCUUGCUCCUUAGAAGGGAAGUACAUUUUUCUUUUUCAAUGUUGUUUUUUAUAACACACAUCAGCCUGUAACUAAACAUAUUGUACUUCCCUACCUGAAGUAUAAUUACAUAAGUUUAAUUAGUGGACUAGGGGAAAAUUGGAAACUAAGUGGAAAGUUGAUUCAUUUCAGUUUAUAUCUUGUUGUCUUUUAAGAGUUGGAGUUUAAAAACAUGAGUUUGGGCUGAAAUUUAUAUAUAUAUAGCUGUUAGCUGCCUUUCUGGGUGUGUUAAGUCAGUUUUUAAAAAUCCCCUCUCAAAUUCUUCUGUACACAAUCAGCAUCUCAUCACUACAAAAAUAAAGGAAGAUUUAAACCAAGAAAAUAAAGCAGCUCUAUCUUCAAUUUUGGUCUUAGUUACAAAAACAUCUUACAAAGCUUUGCCCUGAUACACCAAGUGUUCUCAUAGAUUUGGAAUAAUAUUUCCAUUAACUUAGCUUUCACAAGUUAAUAGACUAUUAAGACGAAUAUUAGAUACCUGAACUUUUCUUAUGUCGAUGCUCUUCUAUUUUGCUUAGCUCUUGUAUGCGCAUCUACAUUUCACAAAAAUAAAACUACAGCAUUAAACUUUGUGCAAUGUUUAAGAAAAUUCUUAGAACAUUUUAAUAAAUAUAAAAAAGGUUUAAAUUCUUUCCCACCCACAAGGAUGUCUGCACCUGAAAAAAUGUGAUUUACUUUUGAAGUCUUGUUUAUAUAAAAUUAACUUAAAGGGAGAAAAGACGACCAUAGAUAGAAAACUGCCUUUUGUGGUUUUACUACUUGAAGACCACCUGUAUUUAGAAUUGUUUGCAAAAGUUAAUUUUAAGUCAUUAAAGACAGUUGAUUUUGCACAUGGUAAACAUAAGCUGAGCACUGAUUGCAUAUAAAAUAUACAAAUGCUCAUUAAAGAUAGUGGUAUUGUGACCAUAUAUGGUUUGUUUCAUAUAGUUUGGUAACAUUAAAGUAUAGCUUGUCAAGUGUUCCACACAUUGAUAUAAAAACUACCUUAUAUACUUGUUCAGAGUACCAGCAGGUA